Lithohypha guttulata is the source of this 1317-nucleotide messenger RNA. RefSeq lists its product as uncharacterized. The coding region runs from base 1 to 1317 and encodes 438 amino acids. Gene Ontology annotation, molecular function: FAD binding; monooxygenase activity. The record is from RefSeq and is a predicted model, not a curated record. The transcript has 2 exons. NCBI's taxonomy places the organism in Eukaryota, Fungi, Ascomycota, Eurotiomycetes, Chaetothyriales, Trichomeriaceae.
AUGGCGAACACAGAAUGCCACAUUGGCAUAAUCGGGGCAGGUCUUGGAGGAUUAGCAGCAGCUAUCGGCAUAGCGAGAAGUGGACACAAAGUCACAAUAAUUGAGCAAGCGCCAGUUCUGGGCGAGGUCGGAGCUGGCAUACAAAUUCCGCCGAACUCGUCGCGAAUUCUCAAGGAAUGGGGCAUCCUCAAAGAGAUCGAAGACCUAUCCGUACGGCCACAGAAUUGCAUAUUGCGGCGAUACAGGGACGGCAAGAAGCUAUCUAACCUGAAUCUCGUUCCUUUGGUCGAAGAACAAUACCAGCAUCCUUAUCUACACAUACAUCGAGCCGAUUAUCAUAGAGUCCUAGUCGAAGAAGCUGAGAGGUUGGGCGUGAAGAUUCAACUAGACAGUAUCGUUGAAAAGAUCGACUUCAACAAGCCGAAGGUCUACAUCAAGAACAAGCCAGACUUUGAAGCAGAUCUUCUUAUUGGUGCAGACGGAUUGAAGAGCGUCUGUCGAGAGGCAUUACUCGGCCGAGCAGAUCCCCCAUAUCUCACAGGCGACCUAGCAUAUCGCAUCACAGUAUCUGCAGAGGAUAUGCGCAAGGAUCCAAUCUUGAAGGAGCUAGCAGAACAGCCAAACAUCAAUAUCUGGAUGGGCCCUAAUGCUCACGCAGUUUGCUAUCUGCUCAAGGGUGGUGGCCUAUACAAUAUCGUACUCAUAUGUCCCGACAAUCUGCCAGAGCUCGUCAGUCAGGCCAAAGCGGAUCUAAAAGAGAUGCACGACUUCUUUGAACACUGGGAUCCACAGCUGAGGCAGUUGUUGAGGUUGUGUAAGGAAACAAGCAAAUGGCGAGUGCAGAACAGUAGAGAGAUGAGUAGCUGGUCUCAUCCCUCUGGCAAAUUUGUGCUUAUGGGUGAUGCAUGUCACGCUACUCAACCAUACUUGGCACAAGGCGCUGCAAUGGCAGUUGAGGAUGGCGCAGUCCUUGGCGCCUUACUUGAAAGGAUAAAGGGAAAACACCAAAUACCAGACCUACUCGUCGUUUACGAAACCAUCCGAAAGCCAAGGACAACAAAAGUUGUACAAGGUUCCAAUCAUUUUGGAAGAACGGUAUUUCAUCUCAAAGAUGGUGCUCGUCAACAAGAAAGAGAUCGCCAGUUGCUUGAGCACAACGACAAGCCUUUUGAGGGCUAUCCGAACAGAUGGGCAGAUCCAGUCUUCCAAGAGUUUCUAUUUGGAUAUAACGCUUUCACAGAAGCAGAGAAGGCGUGGCAGAAAUACGAGGAGGGCACUUUCCCAGGGACCGCUGGAAAGUACUUGGCAAAGCUCUGA